AACACACCAAACAUAGUGUGGCUGUACUGUAGAUUUAGUUUCAAUCCACAUACCCACACCUGCAGCUCAUCGGAGAGCAGUACAUGGACUUGACACGAGAGUGUCCUUUAUAGACGAUACCAGACAAAAUAAUACUGUUUCUACGCAGGAAAUGGCUAGAGUGUCGUUCAGAACAGAGUUACUACUCACACUUGAAAGGGCGUUCCGGGAACUAGUUCCAGAACCUCCAAAGCGAUAUCCACUAACAUGGAAGACGGCACCGUAUGCCUACGCAUACCUCCUGCCGCUCUUGUUCAUGGCAUACCUCAGUCAAAGACGAGAUACCCAAAUAAUACGGCUACUCCUGUUACCAACGUGCCUUGUCAUGGCCAUUAGAGGCACCUAUGCAUAUGACUGGUUUGAGCCUGAUUAUUACUUCUUUACUUGGUUACGAGGAUUGACGGGACUGGCCGCUGCCGGUUUGAGUGUGGACUUUGCUUUCUCACAAACUGCGCGUUUAAAAGUCGGCGAAACAUCUUUACCAGCGAUCAACGAACCAGAAAGCUUGGACGACUCAGAAGACGUGAAGAAGCGGCGUCAGAAUGGGAUCUUUCCUGCAUGGCUAUCAGACGCAGUUGAGGCACUCUCCACAAUGCGAGGAAUAGGCUGGAACUUUGGAAAAUCGACGUAUAUUCCCAGGGAACGCAGGCCCCUGGAACGUCAGGCGUUUCUCCGCGAAACCGCACGUCUCUUCAUCAAGAAAUUCAUCCUCGCCGACAUCUUUGAGUCUCUUAUCAAGUCAAUAACUGGAAUCGGUUCUACCAGCGGUGGAAGCAUGUUCUUUUCAAACUACCCCGUAUUCAAACGUUAUGCCGUCUCCACAGGUAUUCAAUUCCUCGCGGGCAUCACACUCACCAAUGGCGUAGAGUGCCUGAACCUCUUAUUGACGAUCAUCGGGGUCGGUCUCUUAGGCCAAUCUCCAACCGAGUGGCCUCUCAUCCUCGAUCAGCCUUUUGAUUCCGAGUCGCUACACGAUUUCUGGACUCAAAGGUGGCACCAGACUCUUAGACGAAUCUUCGUUGUACUAGGCGGUAUACCCGGAGAGUAUCUUUAUGGGAGAACAGGAUUUAUAUUUGGAGCCUUUUUGGCUUCGGGACUAUUCCACGAAGGUGGAACGUACCUGAUGGGCAGGGGGGUUGAUUAUCGCGUUGUUCUUUUCUUCGUGUUGCAAAGUCUGGGCGUUUGGAUGGAGGAGUUUUAUAGGUAUGUGACUGGAAAGAGGGUCGGAGGUAUACCUGGUACGUUGUGGACGUAUUUUUGGAUCAUAGGGCUCGGGCAGAUGUGCAGUACGUGGCUGUUCAUGAAGGCGUAUUGCAUGCAGGUGCUGACAGUGCUGUUGUCUUAGUGGACGCUUGGUUUACUCGGGGAUUGGCUGGUGCCAUUAUUAUACCACCUGCAAUCAGCCCAAGCAGGCGUAUCGUCUUCCCUGCUAUCCGGUGGGUGAUGCGACUGGUUGCGGUAUCGUUCGCGAUGCUGUUGAAGGCGCUAUGAUUGUCUGACACGUCUGCCUUUAUUCUCGGAUCAUCAUAGUAUGUUUGAGUCCAUUGACAGUAGUUUCACAACCAUCGAAUGUUAUCGUGGCUGCAUCGGCCACUCAGCUGCGUUAAUUCUGAUUGAAAAAUGCAUUGUCAUUUCACUGCUGCUGCACUGAAGGAGGAUUCGGCUUUAUGCCUGUUAAGCUCCCUUGAAUACCAGUGUGAAGAUUUCGCAAGCGACCUAGAUCCCAUUGGAAGAUGUCGAAUUGUCGCUUGGAUGUACUAUGGAGGUCCACAACGCUAACAAAGAAAUAUAUUAAUACACAUUAUGGUAUCAUGAGUACG
Molecule: messenger RNA, 1859 nt
Organism: Somion occarium
Lineage: Eukaryota; Fungi; Basidiomycota; Agaricomycetes; Polyporales; Cerrenaceae
Source: the annotation of a GenBank genome assembly